CCCGGCGCAUGAGCGCUCGGGCGCUGUAGCGCAUCUAUUAUACUGCCUUGCCGAGGAUAAAAAGAAGAGCAACUGGAGGGACUAUAAGGCAAACGUUGCUGGAGCUGCCGGGGCAAAUUUGCUCUAGGUUGUAUGGUUGGACCCUGGAAAUGGGAUGUCAGUCCCGUUCAGGGAGCAUAAAGGAAGAAAGAAAAUCUCCCCGUUGCUGCUGCCGUAACAGCGAGUGAGAGCCCGAGCGGGAAAAUGUCGACAGUCACAUCAGCAAUCCAGGCUCCUCAGGGCCCUGUGAAUCCGCCGCCUCCGGAGGUGACUAAUCCUAAUAAGCCUGGCCGGAAGACCAACCAACUGCAAUAUAUGCAAAAUGUUGUGGUGAAGACCUUGUGGAAGCAUCAGUUUGCUUGGCCUUUCUACCAGCCUGUCGAUGCAAUUAAAUUGAAUUUGCCGGAUUAUCACAAAAUAAUAAAAAACCCCAUGGACAUGGGGACGAUCAAGAAGCGCCUGGAACACAACUACUACUGGAGUGCCAGUGAAUGUAUGCAGGAUUUCAACACCAUGUUUACAAACUGUUACAUUUAUAACAAGCCCACAGAUGACAUUGUCCUCAUGGCCCAAGCCCUGGAGAAGAUAUUUCUGCAGAAGGUUGCCCAGAUGCCUCAGGAGGAAGUGGAGUUACUACCCCCAAUUCCUAAAGGCAAAGGUCGCAAGCCGUCAGCGGGCACCCAGAGUGCAGGAGCUCAGCAAGCCGUGGCCGUGUCUUCCGUGUCCCCGCCGGCGCCGUUCCAGAACGUCCCUCCAGCCGUGUCUCAGACGCCCGUCAUUGCUGCCACCCCCGUGCCAACCAUCACCUCCAAUGUCCCGCCCGUCACUGCCCCCCCUGCCGCCGCCCCCCCUCCUCCUGCCGCUCCAAUCAUGCCCGUGGUGCCUCCCACGCCACCGGUUGUCAAGAAAAAGGGAGUGAAGCGGAAAGCGGACACGACCACCCCCACCACCUCUGCCAUCACUGCCAGCCGGAGCGAGUCCCCCACGCCCCUCUCGGACCCCAAACAGGCCAAAAUCAUCGCGCGGCGGGAGAGCGGCGGCCGGCCCAUCAAACCACCAAAGAAAGACCUGGAAGACGGAGAGGUCCCCCAGCACGCAGGGAAGAAGGGCAAACUCUCUGAGCACCUCAAGUACUGUGACAGCAUCCUCAAGGAGAUGCUCUCCAAGAAACACGCAGCCUAUGCGUGGCCCUUUUACAAGCCCGUUGAUGCAGAGGCCUUGGAAUUACAUGACUAUCAUGAUAUUAUCAAACACCCCAUGGAUCUCAGUACUGUGAAAAAGAAAAUGGACAGUCGGGAAUACCAGGAUGCACAAGGUUUCGCAGCAGAUAUUCGGUUAAUGUUCUCUAAUUGUUACAAGUACAAUCCUCCAGACCACGAAGUGGUAGCCAUGGCCAGGAAGCUCCAGGAUGUCUUUGAGAUGAGGUUUGCAAAAAUGCCCGACGAGCCUGCAGAGGCCCCCCCUCCACCUCCACCAACAGCACCAGUGGUGAGCAAAAGCACAGAGAGCAGUCACAGCAGCGAGGAGAGCUCCUCUGACUCGGACAGCUCCGACUCGGAGGAAGAGCGAGCGACUCGGCUGGCGGAGCUCCAGGAGCAGCUGAAGGCCGUCCACGAGCAGUUGGCUGCACUGUCACAAGCGCCAGUGAACAAACCAAAGAAAAAAAAAGAGAAGAAGGAAAAAGAGAAGAAAAAGAAAGAUAAAGAGAAGGAAAAAGAAAAGCACAAAGUAAAAACCGAGGAGGAGAAGAAACCCAAGGUGGCUCAGCCACCAAAACAAACCCAACAGAAGAAAGCCCCAGCUAAGAAAGCAAACAGCACAACCACAGCAAACAGGCAGCCCAAGAAAGGAGGCAAACAGGCAUCUGCAACCUACGACUCGGAUGAGGAGGAGGAAGGUCUGCCCAUGACCUAUGAUGAGAAACGACAGCUCAGCCUGGACAUCAACCGCCUGCCUGGGGAGAAGCUCGGCAGGGUGGUGCACAUCAUCCAGUCACGGGAACCUUCCCUCAGAGACUCCAAUCCCGAUGAGAUAGAAAUAGAUUUUGAAACGUUGAAGCCCACAACUUUACGAGAACUGGAGAGAUACGUGAAAUCUUGUUUACAGAAAAAACAAAGGAAGCCGUUUUCUGCAGGUGGAAAAAAGCAAGCAGCGAAGUCAAAAGAAGAGUUAGCUCAGGAAAAGAAGAAAGAACUAGAAAAAAGGUUACAGGACGUCAGUGGGCAGCUAAACAACAACAAGAAACCUGCAAAGAAAGAGAAAUCCGGCUCCACUCCCUCUGGAGGCCCCUCCCGGCUCAGCAGCAGCAGCUCCUCCGAGUCUGGGAGCAGCAGCUCCAGCGGCUCCAGCUCGGACAGCAGCGAUUCGGAAUGAGUUACGGACACUGGGACACAAAACAAACGGACAUCCCCCUCCCCGAUGCUCUGCAGUGUUCCUUCCCCUCCUUAACGUACUGCUCUCCUCCUCCCACGGUGGUCAGGUUUUAUCCCCUCUCUCUCUUUCUCUGACUUUUUUUAUUUUAUUUUUUAAUUCAGUGUUAUAAAAGGUAUCUUCCUUUU
Messenger RNA from Pseudopipra pipra, 2597 nucleotides. It is a transcript of the gene BRD3, whose product is annotated as bromodomain containing 3. Gene Ontology annotation, cellular component: chromatin; nucleus. Lineage: Eukaryota; Metazoa; Chordata; Aves; Passeriformes; Pipridae. The transcript has 12 exons. Bases 244 to 2412 code for a protein of 722 amino acids. Gene Ontology annotation, biological process: regulation of DNA-templated transcription; chromatin remodeling. The record is from RefSeq and is a predicted model, not a curated record.